This is a messenger RNA of Schizosaccharomyces octosporus yFS286, 1617 nucleotides long. RefSeq names its product nucleosome assembly protein Nap1. Gene Ontology annotation, cellular component: nucleus; chromatin. Gene Ontology annotation, molecular function: histone binding; chromatin binding. The coding region runs from base 125 to 1285 and encodes 386 amino acids. Lineage: Eukaryota; Fungi; Ascomycota; Schizosaccharomycetes; Schizosaccharomycetales; Schizosaccharomycetaceae. Gene Ontology annotation, biological process: nucleosome assembly. The transcript has a single exon. The record is from RefSeq and is a predicted model, not a curated record.
CUUAAAAGAUACGUUAAGUCCCUGUGAAAGGCUGCAUAGACACUUUCCAUUACCCAACAACGAACGCCCUUGUAGUUAAAGCUGCAUAGUCAGUGGUUUUUGAACUUGCAAAGUAAGUUAAAAAAUGGUGGAAAAAGUGGAUAUUAAAAAUCGGUCUGGAAAUAUGUCGGCAGCCCCGACACCCCAGAAUACUCCUUCCAGCGCAAACAAUACUACCUUUGGAGCGAAGGAACCGCAAUUCAAAACGAUUGACGAAGGUGAUGAAGAUUUAGAAGCUAUUGACGGUAGACUAGACUCUUUGCGCAAUCUCACAUCGCACAGAAUUUCAGAAUUGCCAACCUCAGUUCAAAAACGAAUUUCGAGUCUAAAAGGUUUACAAAAGCAAUACUCAUCAUUGGAACUUCAAUUUCAAAGAGAACUUUUUGAAUUGGAAAAAACUUUUGCUAAAAAGUACGGUCCUCUGUUUGAAAGAAGACGUGAACUUGUUCACGGAGAGAAGGAGCCCUCUGAGGAAGAAAUCAAAAAGGGAAUUCCUGAAGGCGAAGAAUUGUCCAAGGUUUUGGAAGGAAAGAAUCAAAAAGAUCAAGAAAUGAAAGGAAUUCCUGAAUUUUGGUUGACUGCAAUGAAAAAUGUGUUAUCUCUUUCUGAAAUGAUUACGCCUGAAGAUGAGAAGGCAUUAAGACACCUUAUUGAUGUCCGUCUUGUUUAUAUGGAGAAGCCUGGUUUCCAGUUACAAUUUGAAUUUGAGGAAAAUCCAUUUUUCUCCAAUAAGGUAUUGACCAAGAGUUAUUACUACUUGGAAGAAACUGGCGCUUCUAAUGUGUUUAUGUACGGCAGUGCCAAGGGAGAUGAAGUCCACUGGCAUCCCAAUGCAGACUUGACCAUUCGCACUGUAGUGAAGAAGCAACGCAACAAAAACACAAAGCAAACUCGUACCGUCAAGGUUUCCGAAUCUCGGGAUAGUUUCUUUAACUUUUUUAGUCCUCCUCAAAUGGAGGAUGAGGAAGAAGAAAAUCCAGGAUUAGAUGAGCUUUUGGAGCUUGAUUAUCAAAUUGGCGAAGACUUCAAAGAAAAACUCAUUCCUCGCGCAGUGGAUUGGUUCACUGGUGAAGCGUUGGAGGAUUACGAUGAGUUUGGUGACCUUGAUGUUGAAGAUGACGACGAGGAUGCUGAAUCUUCUUCAAAUGAAAACUUUUCCGAUUCUGAUGAUGAUAGCUCGGAAAACGAGGAUGAAGAUAGAACUGCUCACUCUAAGCAAAAUCCUGCCGAGUGCCGUCAGCAAUAAGGAAUGUUGCUUGGAAUUGCCGAUAUUGUCUAAUCUUUUGUUAUAUAAUAAAUACGCCAUGUGCACGGUAUGAAAGCUGGAUGAACUGUGACAUCUUUUUGGUCAGCUCUACAGCCUUUGACGAGGUAAAAUCUUCUGUUUGUUUGCAGUAUUGAGAAUAUGUUCAAUAGGAGCUGCAACCGGUGUAUGAAUAAUAAUUAUGCUACUGUGUUGAAUCCAGUUUAUUGAGAAUUAAGUAUGGAUUAUUUGUCAUAAAGGGAAUAUAUUAAAGUAGUUUUGAAUCGCUUAAAGCUGUAUUGAAAUAUAAAGUACAAGCAGAAUGUCAACGUAUA